Messenger RNA from Papaver somniferum (opium poppy), 6784 nucleotides. RefSeq names its product protein PHOTOPERIOD-INDEPENDENT EARLY FLOWERING 1-like. Bases 416 to 6742 code for a protein of 2108 amino acids. Gene Ontology annotation, cellular component: Swr1 complex. The record is from RefSeq and is a predicted model, not a curated record. Gene Ontology annotation, molecular function: ATP-dependent chromatin remodeler activity; histone binding; ATP hydrolysis activity. The transcript has 21 exons. NCBI's taxonomy places the organism in Eukaryota, Viridiplantae, Streptophyta, Magnoliopsida, Ranunculales, Papaveraceae.
CGGAACGGAACGGGAUUGAGCUCGUAACAACAAAAAGAAGUACACAAGAACAACCUAUUCUUCUUCGUCUUCUCUCUUCGAAAGCAAUCUAUUUCCUCCUCAGCUUUCUCAACGAAUUACAACAAAACCCGAAACUUUUUCACUUUCGAAGUUUUCAGAUCAUUCUCUUCCAACUUCAUCAUAACACAACAAAAUAACCCUAGAAAUCUAACAAGCGCCUCAAUCACUUCGAUUCCUUCCAAUUCCUCGGAAAUCCAUUCAAAUCUACGUAUACUGUUCAUUUGCAGAUAUCUCAGAGUAGAAGAAGAAAAAACCAACUGAAAUUUUGAGUUAAUGUGUGUGCUUAUGAAGUGGCUUUGUAUCUUUCCGAAUCUUUGAUCUGGUACUUGAUGAAAUAGAUAGCUGAAAGGUUAUUAUGGCCUCCAGAGGUCCAAGGCCUAAGGUUGAGCAUGAAGCACGACCUAAGCGCCAAAAGGCACUUGAAGCUUCCAGAGAACCUCGUCGACCCAAAACGCACUGGGAUCAUGUUUUAGAUGAGAUGGUUUGGCUGUCCAAGGACUUUGAGUCGGAGAGAAAAUGGAAACUAGCUCAAGCGAAGAAGGUUGCUAUAAGAGCCAGCAAGGGCAUGCUGGACCAAGCUACUAGAGGAGAAAAGAAAGUGAAGGAAGAAGAGCAGAAGUUGAGAAAAGUUGCACUUAAUAUCUCUAAGGAUGUGAAGAAGUUUUGGACGAAAAUUGAGAAGCUGGUGUUAUACAAACAUCAACUGGAGUUAGAGGAGAAAAAGAAAAAGGCACUGGAUAGACAGCUUGAUUUUCUUCUAGGGCAGACAGAAAGGUACUCGACAAUGCUAGCAGAAAAUCUUGUUGACAUGCCAUAUCCUCAUAAGCAUAUGUGUCUAGAUUCUGCGACUGAACAACAUAUUAAUCACGACGAAGGUGAAAAAGAGGAUCAACAGAUCAAUGAAGAUGAAUAUGUAAAAGAUGAUGAUCAAACUAAACAUGAAAAAGAAGAAGGAGAUCAAAUAGUUAGCCAUGGCGAUGAAGAAGGAGAUCGGCAGACUACACAAGUAGCUGAUGAAGGGGAACCAAAUGAUCUUAUGGGAUCACAAGAUGGCCCUGGUGAUCAUAUGGAUGUCGAUGGUGAUUAUGAUGUACAAUCAGAAGAUGAAUCUGAAGAUGACGAGCAUACUAUUGAAGAAGAUGAAGCUCUGAUUACUAAGGAAGAAAGGAAAGCGGAACUGGAAGGUUUGCAAGAUGAAAUGGAUUUGCCACUUGAGGAGCUGCUAAAGCGUUACAAGAUCAGUACAGUUAGCAGGGAAGAGUCUCCAGGAGAGGAAGAUUCUGCCGAACCAUUCAACGAGAUAGUGAAUCUGGGUGAAGCAGGCAAGGAUGCUCAUACUUCUAGUACGACGGAUGGCGGUAGCUCAUGUGCAAUCAGCAAUCAUCUAGGUGUAACAAACGGUGAUAUAUCAACGAUUAAGGAUGAGCACAGAUCAGAUUCUGAUAUUGGUACAGGAGGAAACCAGGACGCCAAUAAAUCUGAAAUGCAAUCUACAUUUUCCGAUUGUAGUGAUAAUCAGGAGGAGGAUGGAGACUACAUUCAUGUUGCCAGUGAAGAAAAGGAUGAUGAGACAACCUUGGUGGAGGAGGAGGAGCUGGCAAAAGAUGAAGCAGGUGAUGCUGUAAAUGAGAUCGAACUACUGCAGAAAGAGAGGGAAAUACCUAUGGAAGAAUUGCUUGCAAGGUAUAAAAAGGAUUACAAUGUGGAGGAUGAAGAAGAUGAUGAUGCACAUGGAUAUACAUCUGACAGUUCUGAAGAAUGUGUGGACCUUCAAGCUCGUCUAGAUGUUGAAAUGAAAGGGGUUCCUUCUCCAGUGAACAAAGAUGCUCCUCUGGAGGCUCAACCUUCUGAAUCCAAGCUAAUUAUUGCAGAACAAGAGGAAGAUGAAUUGAAUAUAAAGUCUGAUCAUGAAAAGGAUAGUGAUGAUAUAAUUGCUGAUGCUGCUGCUGCAGCAAGAUCAGCCCAACCAACGGGCAACACUUUCUUGACUACAAAAGUACGUACGAAGUUCCCUUUUCUUCUAAAGUAUCCACUUCGUGAGUAUCAGCAUAUUGGGUUGGAUUGGCUUGUCACAAUGUAUGAGAAAAGACUUAAUGGGAUAUUAGCUGACGAGAUGGGUCUCGGGAAGACUAUCAUGACCAUCUCUCUCCUAGCACACCUUGCUUGUGAAAAGGGAAUAUGGGGUCCACAUCUGAUAGUUGUUCCUACCAGUGUCAUGCUCAACUGGGAGACCGAGUUUCUUAAAUGGUGUCCUGCUUUUAAAAUUCUUACUUACUUUGGAAGUGCAAAAGAGCGCAAGUUCAAGAGGCAAGGGUGGAUGAAGCCUAAUUCCUUCCAUGUAUGCAUUACAACUUAUAGACUCGUAAUACAGGACUCCAAAGCUUUCAAGAGGAAGAAAUGGAAAUACCUGAUACUUGAUGAAGCUCAUUUGAUAAAAAAUUGGAAGUCCCAGAGGUGGCAAACUCUUUUAAACUUCAACUCAAAACGGCGUAUUUUACUGACGGGGACACCUUUACAGAAUGACCUAAUGGAACUCUGGUCUCUGAUGCAUUUUUUGAUGCCACACAUUUUUCAGUCUCAUCAGGAGUUCAAAGAUUGGUUCAGUAACCCUAUAUCAGGAAUGGUAGAAGGACAAGAAAAAGUUAACAAAGAGGUUGUUGAUCGUUUGCACAACGUCCUUCGCCCAUUCUUACUAAGAAGGUUAAAGAGGGAUGUGGAGAAGCAACUCCCUGGUAAACAUGAGCAUGUCAUUUACUGUAGACUCUCAAAGCGGCAGAGGAAUUUGUAUGAAGAUUUUAUUGCUAGCUCUGAAACACAAGCGACACUGGCAAGUUCAAAUUUUUUUGGCAUGAUAAGCGUUAUAAUGCAAUUGCGUAAGGUUUGCAAUCAUCCAGACUUAUUUGAAGGACGUCCAAUCAUAAGCUCGUUUGACAUGAGUGGCAUUGAAAUGCAGUUGAGUUCUUCAAUCUGCACAAUGCUUUCUUCCAGCCCAUUUUCUGAAGUUAAUUUGAAGGGUUUGGGACUACUUUUUACAGAUCUCGAUUUCAGCAUGACCUCUUGGGAAAGUGAUGAAAUUAAAGCAAUUGCUACCCCCUCGCGUAUGAUCGAAGACCGUGUCACCUCAGUGGAUAUAGGAAAAACUUGCUCCAGACACAGGCCGUGUGGUUACAUGAAAAAAGGUUAUGGAACCAAUAUUUUUGACGAGAUUCAAAAGGCUCUUUGGGAGGAAAGAUUGAAGGAGGCAAAAGAAAGGGCAAAAUCUAUUGCAUGGUGGAAUUCCUUGCAAUGCCGGAAAAAGCCCAUGUAUGGAACAAGCCUAAGGGAUCUUGUUACAGUAAGGCAUCCUGUUUCUGAUAUACACCAACAGAAAAGUAACCCUUCAUGCUACCUGGACUUCUCCUCAAAGCUGGCUAGUAUUGUGCUGUCACCUGUUGAGCGCUUCCAGAGGUUAAUUAAGCUUAUCGAAUCUUUCAUGUUUGCUAUACCUGCAGCACGAGCCUCAUCACCUGUUUGCUGGUGCAGUAAAAGUGGGGCAACAGUGUUUUCUGAUCCAUCUUUUAAGGAUAAGUGCACAGAUGUUUUGUCACCCCUUCUCUCACCCAUUAGACCUGCCAUAGUCCGCCGACAAGUAUACUUCCCUGAUAGGCGGCUCAUACAAUUUGACUGUGGUAAGUUGCAGCAGCUUGCGGUGUUGCUCAGGCGAUUGAAAUCAGAAGGUCACCGAGCAUUAAUAUUCACUCAGAUGACUAAGAUGCUUGAUGUCUUGGAGCCCUUCAUAAACUUAUAUGGUUACACCUAUAUGCGUUUGGAUGGUUCAACACCGCCGGAAGAGAGGCAAACGUUGAUGCAGCGAUUCAACACAAAUCCCAAGAUUUUUCUGUUUAUUUUAUCUACCCGAAGUGGAGGUGUUGGUAUUAACUUAGUUGGAGCCGAUACAGUUAUAUUUUAUGAUAGUGACUGGAAUCCUGCUAUGGAUCAACAAGCUCAAGAUCGAUGCCACAGGAUAGGUCAGACACGUGAGGUGCAUAUCUAUCGUUUGAUCAGUGAAAGCACUAUCGAGGAGAACAUUUUAAAAAAAGCAAAUCAAAAGCGUGUUCUUGACGAUCUGGUCAUACAGAGUGGUAGUUACAAUACUGAAUUUUUUAAGAAACUUGAUCCACUGGAGUUAUUUUCUGGCCAUAGAGAACUUCCAGCGAACAAUAUUCAUAAGGAGAAAAGUUCUAACAGUGGGGUGGAGGUUUCCUUGUCAAAUGCUGAUGUGGAAGCUGCUUUAAAGCAAGCAGAAGAUGAGGCAGAUUAUACGGCUUUGAAGAAAGUUGAGCAGGAAGAAGCUGUAGAGAAUCAGGAGUUCUUGGAUGACGCCAUUGGAAGAGUAGAAGAUGAUGAACUUGCAAAUGAGGAUGAUGCGAAGUUUGAUGAGAAGGCCCCUGAGCCUGAGGAUCAGAGCACCUCGAUUGCAGCUUUGGAUAACGAUGUUGAUGCCAUCUUAAAUGGAAGUGAUCCAAAUGAUGACAGGGUUCUCACUUUGACUGGUACUGAAGAGGAUGAUAUGCUAGCUGAUGUGAAACAAUUGGCAGCAGCUGCAGCAGCAGCAGGGCAUGCAAGUUCAUCGUUUGAGAAUCAACUUCGGCCAAUUGAUCGGUACGCAAUGCGAUUUAUGGAUUUGUGGGAUCCAAUUAUUGACAAAUCAGCACUGGUUUCUCAAGUUAACUUUGAGGAGAAAGAAUGGGAGCUAGACCGCAUUGAGAAGUUCAAGGAGGAUCUGGAGGCUGAGAUUGAUGAUGACGAGGAACCUUUUGUAUAUGAGGAGUGGGAUGCUGAUUAUGCAACCGAGGCGUAUAGGCAACAAGUGGAAGUCUUGGCUCAGCGUCAGCUGUUGGAAGACCUUGAAUAUGAAGCGAAAGAGGCAGAAGAAGCAGAGAAAGAAAAACUUGAAUCACUGAGCAGGAAUGAGGCGGCGGCGGCUAAAACUAAAUCCAAACCCAAAAAGAAAACAAAGAAAAAGAAGUUUAAGUCUCUCAAGAAAGGAGCUCUAGCAUCUGAAGUGGAAACAACACUGGAGGAACAACCUGAGUAUAUGUCCAUUGAUGACGAGUCUAUGUAUACUGAUGGUCUGGAUUCUUAUUCAGACUUUAUUCCAUCACAUUCACCUGUUCAGAAGAAACGUAAGAAGGCUCAUUCCACCCAAAAUGCUGAUGAGGAGAAAACUAAAAGGAAAAGCACCAAAAAGCAAAAGAAGGGUCCUGAAAGCAGUCGUUCAGCUUUGGAGUAUGAUUCUUUGGAUAAGCAACAUGCAGGUGAGUUGAUGGUUUUGGACCUUGAUCACAGGCCACCAUGCAGGAGCAGAAUGGGGGGGAAGAUAUCCAUUACGACCAUGCCUGUAAAACGGGUUUUGUUGAUUAAACCGGAGAAAUUAAACAAGAAGGGAAGCGUUUGGUUGAGAGGUUGUAUUUCCAUGUCUGAUUCAUGGUCAUCAUCGGAGGAUGCGAUACUAUGUGCUAUCGUACAUGAGUAUGGGACACAUUGGAGCUUGGUGAGUGAUGUUAUCUAUGGAAUGCCUGCUGGUGGAUUUCAUAGGGGAAGGUUUCGCCAUCCUUUUCAAUGCUGUGAGAGAUUUAGGGACCUUUUCCAUAAAAAUGUAUUGUCAAUUGUGGAAAUUCCCAAUAAUAAUGAGAAGGUCACCAACACGUGCUCUGGAAAGUCCAUCCUCAAAGUAACAGAGGACGGUACUCAAACAUUAUUAAAUGUUACUAGUGAUCUGGCAGACAAUGAGUGCAUCCUCCAGAAGCACUUCACUGCCGUACUUACAUCUGUAUGGAAGGCAAGAUCACGCUUUAAGCACUGGUCUAGCUUGUCAUCAACAUACCAAGAGGGUUUUGAUUCUGCAAAAUGGGUUUUCAAUCUGAGGAGAUGCACAAGGGAACCGCUAAGAAAUCUAGGAGCUGUAGGUGAGAGCAGUAAGUUAGUAGCAGCUGCUCUCCAGGAUGCAUACAGUAAACAGCAGGAAGAUGUCUCUCAAUCUGAACAAAGGGAAGCCGCUUCCAUGAUGGAAGAACCAUUAGAGAUAAUACUGGAAGUACAAACUGAUCAUGAAGAUUGUGAGAUACCAUUACCAUCACACGUUAAUGUAUUGAUAUGCGGCUCAGAUUCACCACAUACCAAAAAUGAGUCGGCAGAAGGUGAUUCACAUCUGGAUUUGAGAAGCAACAUGGCCGAACACCGCUUCAGGGGGGCAUCAAAAGCUUGCUUUGAUGGUGUCACUCAGGGUUGGGCAUCAUCAUCUUUUCCGGCGUUUGAUUUUGUUAAAUCUCGAUCUACCCCUUCAAAACCACAGUCUGCGGGCAAACCUUCAAAAUCAAAGCAGCUUCUGAGAGGAGCUUCAACGGAGCAGCCCAGGGAAGAGGAGCAUCACACCCCUUCAACAAGUAAACAAACACCCCAUAUUUUAUCCCCCAAAACAGCGUUGACUGCAUCUGUUGGUUUCCUUUCUGGUGACAGUGAUAUUAUAAGAAGCUGCACAGGUGGUGCUGAUGUUGGUGCCGAAGACAGAGAAGAUAUCAUGGGGAUGGAUGGAUACGGUUUUUAUGAAGUGGAUGCUACUAUUCCUUAUAAUUAUGACUCUUCUUUCAUUUCGGGUCUUGAUGACUGUACAUUGUUACCAGACAUUACAGACAUUGGAUGAAUGAUUACCAAAAUAUUUAAAAUUAAAGUUAUAGAUUAUUCU